AUGCAAGAGGAUGAAUGGUCUUUGGAUAAACUUAUGACAAUCUUUCGACAGGAAUUAGAGGCUAGAGAAAGAGCAAAUCUGCAGUGUUUACCUUCGUCAAAGUUCAGUUAUCAACGAACUAAACCGGGAACAGCUGCUGCUCUUUUCGCGGGACUGCAUGACACUACCUGUUCUUAUUGUCAAGGAAAGCACUUAUCUGCAAACUGCAAGACAGUGACUAAUGUAGCUGCAAGGAGAGAUAUUCUGAAACGAAGUGGACGGUGUUUUGUAUGUUUAAGAAAAAACCAUAUUAGUAGGAAAUGCCAAUCGAACAUCAAUUUUUUUUAAAUGUGGUAGACGACAUCAUGGAAGUCUGUGCAUGGGCGGCCAACUCCGACAACAACACCCUAAUUCUGACCCACCAGCCAACCAGCAAGAACCUCGGCAUCCACGUCAGCCCGCAACAGAGACUGAGAAAAGGGACGAAACCGGAAUUGGUGCAAAGAAAUUACAAGCACAACCGAACAGAGAAGGAGAUCAACAACAACAACGGCAGCAAGCUACUACAAGUCAAACCUUGUAUGUUGGGACAAGAGCAUCCAUCUUGUUGCAGACAGCGAAGGUCAACAUAUACAAGCCCGGAAUGCUGGAAAACAGAGUAAAUGCUCGACUUAUACUGGAUAGUGGGAGCCAACGUUCUUUCGAGACAACCAGAGUGAAGAAUCAAUUAAACCUUGAUGCAGAAGGGACAGAAAACAUCAUGAUUAAGACAUUCGGAGGCGAAGCAGAGGAACUACAAACAUGUGAAUUUCUGCACUUCAACAUUGAGACAGUAUCUACUUAUCCCGAUCUUUCACUUACAGCAUUUGUAGUACCCACAAUUUGUCAACCUUUCAGACACCAAACCACCCUAGCGGCACAGGAAAUUUACCAUCAUCUCGAAGGUCUUAAGAGGCCGUCUCCGUAA
Messenger RNA from Paramuricea clavata, 946 nucleotides. The record is from the annotation of a GenBank genome assembly. NCBI's taxonomy places the organism in Eukaryota, Metazoa, Cnidaria, Anthozoa, Malacalcyonacea, Plexauridae.